This is a messenger RNA of Lachancea thermotolerans CBS 6340, 1467 nucleotides long. Its product is annotated as cyclin family protein. NCBI's taxonomy places the organism in Eukaryota, Fungi, Ascomycota, Saccharomycetes, Saccharomycetales, Saccharomycetaceae. Gene Ontology annotation, cellular component: cytoplasm; cyclin-dependent protein kinase holoenzyme complex; nucleus. Gene Ontology annotation, molecular function: cyclin-dependent protein serine/threonine kinase regulator activity. The transcript has a single exon. Gene Ontology annotation, biological process: regulation of cyclin-dependent protein serine/threonine kinase activity; mitotic cell cycle phase transition. The coding region runs from base 1 to 1467 and encodes 488 amino acids. The record is from RefSeq and is a predicted model, not a curated record.
AUGAACGGUGUAGAGGAACGGGCAAGGCGCGCAAAGAUCCUGGCACAACUGGAAAGCCAGGCGUGCGAGCACAGCUUGGAAGACUACCGGGCCGACGUGCAGGGUUACCUGUGGGAUCUGGAAUUCCAGAACAGAGCAGACCCGACGAUGAUUGAGUCGCAACCGGAGCUGGAAUGGUACAUGAGACCGUACCUCAUCGACUUCUUGAUAGAGUUGCACGGGUACUUUCGGCUGCGGCCUGAGACGCUGUUCCUGGCGUGCUCGAUCGCGGACCGGUACCUGUCGAAGCGGAUGGUGUACAAGAAGCACUAUCAGCUGGUGAUGACGACGGCAUUGUGGAUCGCGGCCAAGUACGAGGACAAGAAGUCGAGGACGCCGCUGGUCAGAGAGCUAGUCGCUCUUUGCCGUGACGCCUACGACUCGACGAUGUUCGCGCAGAUGGAACUUCACAUGCUGAGUACCCUGGGCUGGAACGUGGGCUCUGUGGCCUCGGUGUACGGCAGUUUGUCCUUGUUUCUCGGCAUGGACAUUUUCUCAGGCUCUCCCGCGGGGCAGGCUGGGGUCGCGGUGCUGAGCGACCUGGCUGGUUUCCUCGCAGAGCUGUCCAUGUACGAGAAGGACUAUAUGUACUUCUCUACAGCCGUGCAAGCUUUGUCAGCGGUGCUGGUCGCCUCCAAGGUGCUCAACAACACCGCGAUGGCAGAUUUCAUCUACUGCUCGUUGGCGCACCAGCAGGGCCCUGUACGUUGCGGUACCCUCUGCGCACACUCACCCAAGGAGCAGCUGCCUUUGCUGCGACUGGACGAGCAAACACUCGAAGACAUCAGGCAGUGCAGCCUCCUAUUUGUGAACGACCUUUACAAGACCAAAACUCUGAACAAACCGCUCCCUGCUGCGCUACUUCAUAAGUACAGCAGGUCUUCAUUUGAGCCCUUCCUAGAAAGGUUCACCUCAUGUAACAUGAACUCUUUCAUCACACUGACCCAGUUGACGCAAGCCGUCGGGUCAAGCGAUCAAACACUGUUACGGCAAAGCACCCGAAGCCUAACAGACAUCUGCAUUGGCCUUUUGAUACCCCCUACAACUGCCGAUGUAGCUAAUAGCCGCCUGGCUCUGCAUACGUUUGAUGGCUCUACCCCCUGUGGCGACGAAAACGCAGGAAGAGCCGUCUUUCGAAGAUCCUCCUCCGCUUGCAACACGCUAGGAGUUCCCUCUGCGCCCCAGUUGUCAAUGCAGACGCUGGACGUUCGUUGUUCAUCUCCAGCGGCUUCUACCGUCUCUGCCAACUCGGUAUUCAGUAGUGGCCAGUCCACUUUAUCACAGUCUUCUGCUAGCUCUCCCAUGCUCUUGACGAGCCGCAAGCAGUUUCCAAUCAGAAUGAACUCGUUUUCGUCCGUGUACAGCCACCAUCCGAACCAAAGGGUUUUAACGAGAUUCGACAGCACUGAGAGUACUAUGGCAGAAUGA